Messenger RNA from Aphanomyces invadans, 1169 nucleotides. Its product is annotated as serine/threonine protein kinase. NCBI's taxonomy places the organism in Eukaryota, Oomycota, Saprolegniomycetes, Saprolegniales, Verrucalvaceae. Gene Ontology annotation, biological process: protein phosphorylation. Bases 46 to 1137 code for a protein of 363 amino acids. Gene Ontology annotation, molecular function: ATP binding; protein kinase activity. The transcript has 2 exons. The record is from RefSeq and is a predicted model, not a curated record.
GUCACAUGGUGCUCCAUUUUCCCAUUUCCGCUGGCUGACUUCAUCAUGUCGUCGCUGACGGCGCGCUUGCCUUUGAAAGCCGUCACGCGCCUCGUUCGCAAGCGAUCGGCGUCGCAGCCACUCCUUACGUGCAUGAAACUCGCGGGAAAGGCUGGGAUGGAUGGAGAAUCUGCGCAAGUGCUCCUCGUCGCGAGCGCAGUCAUGACUGCCGGGGGGAUUGCUGCUGCUGCUUCUUCAAGCGACUCGUCCGUAUCUCGAAGCGAGUCACUGCUGUCGCUGCCGCGGUACUUCGACGAUGAGUACGAUCUCGUGAAUGCCCGAACACUAGGCCAAGGUGCUUUCGGCAUGGUCAUGCAAUGCGUGAGCAAGUUGGAUCAGACAAUGGCGGCUGUCAAGGUUGUCUCGGAUGGAUAUGACGAAGCGGAACGAGAAAAGAACGCCCUCAUGUGCGUUGAACACGCAGGGGGCCAUCCCAACAUCAUCCAGCUCACGAAUCACUUCACCCACGACGGGUUCCAUUACAUGGUGCUCGAAUUCAUUGACGGCGUGACCUUGUUCGACUAUGUCGCUGAGCGCAAGCAGUUGACGUCCCAGGAUGCAAUUGCCGUGUUAACUCAAGUCGCCUCGGCGCUGGCUUUUCUCCACGCCCACGGCAUGGUGCACUGCGACCUCAAGCCGGACAACAUCAUGAUCGUCCAAGACAAGAGAAACGAAUCCACCAACAUUGCAGUGAAAAUCAUCGACUUUGGCUCGGCGACCAUUCCUCGUCCGAAGGAGUCGAGUCGCAUUCCACUCAAGCGUGCGUUGACACUGUCGUCCGCGCCGCUUUCUGGCACCAGAACGUACUGGUCCCCCGAGAUGCUGUCUGGUCCUAUCGGCCAAGUGAGUCCAAGCAUGGACAUGUGGUCGCUUGGUUGUCUCCUGUACAUCAUGCUGUGCGGCCGCCAUCCAUUUGACUCGCGCGGCUCGCUGUCCGAAGAAAUGGUUCUCCACAACGUUAUCCAUGCCGACGUCGACAUACCUUCGUCCUGGCCUCCCAAACUGACUGCCAUUGUUGCCCAGCUCCUCGAUAAGGACCCGUCCACGCGACUCACAGCCCCCGAGCUCGUUGCGGCUCUGGAGGCGCUUUCACGUUAAUAUUUACAAUUCAUCUUUGAAGUCGUCGCUCA